Molecule: messenger RNA, 1551 nt
Organism: Cajanus cajan (pigeon pea)
Lineage: Eukaryota; Viridiplantae; Streptophyta; Magnoliopsida; Fabales; Fabaceae
Source: RefSeq, a predicted model, not a curated record
AUGGUUUUAAAUUGCGGUUGCGGUCGUGGUCGUGGUUGUGGUCGUGGUUGCGGUCGCGAUUGCAGUUAUUGCGGUUGCGGGUAUUGCGGGGAUAAGCUUAUUGGAAAUAAAGAGGCAGCUCCUCGACCUCUAGCAGUCGAUCUUAUACAGCACAAUCUGUUCCGAAUCGAAUUUGAGGAUGGAAAUCGGUUAAAGCCGAAGUGUUUUAUCAGUGAUGAGGUAUUGCAACCCCUCAGGGAACCUUGGCAGGAGGCGGUGGUCAUAAAAUUGUUGGGGAAGUCAGUCGGUUUCUUUACUAUGAAGGAGAAACUACGUGGCAUUUGGAAAUUGGCUGGAGGCUACGAUGUAUUGGAUAUUGGCCAUGGCUUCUUCUUGGUCAAAUUUGAUAUGCAGGAGGAUAGAGAUAAAGUCAUUACCGGAGGGCCAUGGAUGAUGUUUGAUCAUUAUCUAGCAGUUCGGGAAUGGGUUCCAGAUUUCGUAGCAGCUGAAGUGCGUAUUGAUAAGGCGCUGGUAUGGAUUCGGUUCCCUAGUCUGGGCAUGGAAUACUAUGACGAGAGUGUCUUGCUUGCGUUGGCGACUGCUGUUGGAAGGCCAGUGAAGGUUGAUUUCAUGACUAUGAAUGCGACACGGGGCAAGUUCGCGAGGGUCUGCGUGGAGAUUGAUUUAAAUGAGCCAGUGGUGGGGAAGGUUUGGUUUAGAAAUGUCUGGUUCAAAAUUGAGUAUGAGGGUCUCCAUCUACUGUGUGCGAAGUGUGGUCGUUACGGGCAUGUGGCUCGCCAAUGUGCUGUUCAAGGUUUGGAUGGUGUAGAGAGAGAGGGAGAGGUUCCUCGGGAGGCUCCGCCGGCAACUGACGUACAUUCACAUACUCAAACAGUGGAUUUCGAUGCUGAUGGGGUCCACGGGGAUUGGAUGGUGGUUACGAAAUUCAAACGGGGAGACAAAUAUAAAGGCGUUACAGGUGGCGAGAAUAAAUGGGGAUAUAAAGGAGGGGAUUCUCAAUUUAAGUUUAAAAAUAAUCCGUUCCAAGUAUUACGGAGAGAAAAGGAUACGAAUCAGGGGCCAAUGAAUGCUGAUUAUUUGAAUACAACAAUAUUUUCAGGUACCGAGAAUCAGGGAUCCACUCCUGAGCGGCACUUUGUGGAUCAUACCUCGAAAGUGUGGACAAAGAGUAAGGGUAAACGUUCGAGACAUGAGCCAGCGGAGUCAACGGAGGAGGGGUCGUCGUCGCAAACAAUGGCUAUGAAGAAAACUGUGAACUGUUUGAAGAAUCAAACGGUGUCUAUUCCCUUGACUAGUGCUCAUGCACACGUAAAAACUGGUAUGAAACCACUACAUACACACAUGCAACCACCAUACAGCUCGUAUGUACAAAGUUUUGGAGAUCCACCGCAACCUCAUAUUAUUCCGCAACAUGCACCGAGACCCCCUGAUGACGCUUUGCCAGCUGAUGGGGUUACAGUAGGUGAUGGAGUGGAUCACAAUUCUGACGGAGUUGCUUUGGAGGAAGAUAUGGACGUUGGAGAAGAUGUUGCGCCUCACCCUCAGAAGUAG